AUGUCAAGUACAACUGAAAGUUCAUCAUUUCUUUCAAAUACAUUAAAACGUCGUCAACAAAAACGACAUGAAGCUACUAAAAUUCUACAAGAAGGUAUUAGUUCACUUAAUCUUUCGCCAACAUCCAAUGAACAACAACAACAACACAUAAAUGAAGGAGGAACUUAUCCACUUUUUAAUAUUGAUCCUGAAUCAUAUUUAUUAGAUGAAGGCGAUGAACGUUCAAUGCUUGAACCAAAUUCAUAUAAUAAUCCUAAUUUUAAACAAACAAUAAAUGUUUUAUUUAAUUGGCUUAAUACAAGUUUAAGUAAAGAAUCAAUUAUAAUUCGAUCAUUUGAAGAUGAUCUAUAUGAUGGUUAUAUACUUGGAAAACUUAUUGAAUAUUAUCAACCAAAUAUUCGAUUACUUCAUCAUGAUAUACCAUUAUCAGAAGAAUCAAAAAAGAAGACACUUGAACGUGUUCUUAAUUAUCUUGAAACGUGUUUCAAUCAACAAAAUCAACCAAUUAAAUGGACAUUAGAACAAAUUUAUAAUCGAGAUUUUAUUGCUAUAUUACAUUUACUUUUAAGUGUUAUGAAAUUUUUUAAUAUAAAAUCACGUUAUGAUUUACCAAAAAAUUUACUUUUAAAAGUAAUUGUUGUUAAAAAAACAAAUGGUUUAUUACAAACAAGAAUUAUUAAUGAAUGUUUUAUUGAUGAUCAAGAAAGAGGAUUAACAUCAGAAGCAUCUAAAAAACAAGGUGAUCUUAUCGAUACUUUAUUUGAUUUAGCACCAGAUAAAUUAGGUAAUGUUGAAAAAAUAUUAUUAAAUUUUAUAAAUAAUCAAUUAAAUCGUUAUAACAUACAUAUAAAACAAAUUGAUAUACAAUACUUUCAAGAUGGAUUAAAUUUACUUUAUUUAAUGUCUAAUCUUGAAAAUUAUUUUAUUAUACUUAAUAAAUAUCAACAUAAAAAACCAUUAUCACGUGACCAAUCAUAUGCUAAUAUUCAAUUAGCUUUUCAACUUAUGAAUCAAGCUGGAAUUGAUAUUGAACAAUAUUGUCGAAUUAAUGAUCUUCUUACAGGAAAUCAAAGAACUUUAUAUCGACUUCUUUUUCAACUUUAUCUCAGAUAUAAUAAAGAUUCAAAUAAUUUAUUGCAAUCAAUUACAUUUCUCCAACCUGUACAUAUUGAUAGUCCAUUUCUAUGA
Messenger RNA from Rotaria sp. Silwood1, 1188 nucleotides. The record is from the annotation of a GenBank genome assembly. NCBI's taxonomy places the organism in Eukaryota, Metazoa, Rotifera, Eurotatoria, Philodinida, Philodinidae.